Catharus ustulatus (Swainson's thrush) is the source of this 3502-nucleotide messenger RNA. It is a transcript of the gene HJV, whose product is annotated as hemojuvelin BMP co-receptor. NCBI's taxonomy places the organism in Eukaryota, Metazoa, Chordata, Aves, Passeriformes, Turdidae. Gene Ontology annotation, biological process: BMP signaling pathway. The coding region runs from base 1128 to 2486 and encodes 452 amino acids. The transcript has 4 exons. Gene Ontology annotation, molecular function: coreceptor activity. The record is from RefSeq and is a predicted model, not a curated record. Gene Ontology annotation, cellular component: plasma membrane.
GGAUCUUUGGCAGAGGUGUGGGGAUGGAGGGAUGAGAUUUAUGCCAAGCAUGGCUUGGAAGGAAGAGUGCGUCCUUUGGGGUUGAUUUUGCACAUGGUCCGUCCUGGAAAGAAGAGAGAUCCACUCUUCCAGCUCUCUGGCAAAUGCUGCUUUCCCCAUACACUUCUCUUCCCACCCCAGUCCUGGUGCUGUAGCUCUCCUGGGCACUAGAAUUUGCUCCCUGCAGGGCAGAGCCAGGUGUGGAAAACUUGGUUUAGGAAGCAGAAAGCUUUCCUGAAUGUGUUCCCAAAGGACUUUGUGGGUGCUGGAAUGUUGAAGGAUCAACUUGUCAUCCCUGCCCUCCUCCAUGGCCUCUAGAAUGAACGUGAAAAAUCCUGCUGUGUGCAUUCCUGACCAUUCCUCCUCCUUGCAGGGAGCAGGGGCUGGUGCAGCUACUUCUUGCACCUGAGUAGGUGCGAUUUCAGGAGUGCAGCUAGCAUGGUCUGGCAGUCAUCGAUCCCUGGGGACAUUGGCCACCAGUCCCUGGGGACAGUGGUCAUUGAUCCCUGGGGACAUUGGCCAACUCUGACCCGUGCCAUGUUUGUGUUCAGGACUUGGCUGUGCCUGGGGAGGGGAGGCUGUGAGAGAAAAUGCUGGAAAAGUAUUCCCUGUCAGGAAACAUCCCGUUCCCUAUUGGACACAUCCCCCAGGGAAAAACAUGGUGCUUUUCCACAGGCACUCACUCUCAGGUUCCAAGGAGGAAAACCCAUGGAGCUCCAGGCAAACUCCCACGGGUGCAUGACUCCACCGUCCCCGGGGUCUGGGGUCUCCCACCUCCUCCUGGAGCUCCUGUGCCCCACCUUCUCCACACUCCGGCUGUUGUUUCCGGCUGGAUCAGAGCCCAGCUAAAUUUAGGAGGAUCGAUUUCAGCCCCUGCCUCUGCCCCGCAGGGGAAAGGACAGAGCAAAGGUGGCCAGGAACGAAGAGCCACGGGGGGCUCCACUCCCUGGCCCCUGGACGUGCUUGUGGCAUCUGAUUUUAUCCGGGUGCGAGGCCAUGGAGGGGCCCAGGAAGGCUGGAAUUUUCCUGGGUGAUCCCACGGGUCUCUCUGGCUGUCACUUGGGGCAGAGCUUGUGACAAGGACACCCAUGUGUCCCACAGGGAAGGAGCUCCCAGCGCUGGGAGACAGAUCGUUUCCUGGGAAGGCUGACACAGGGCAGCUGCCGAAUGAAGCUGGGAGCUGCUGGCGGGUGAGAGACCACCCAGGCUUUGCAUGGAUGGGAAUGGGGACACCUGCCCGCAGUAGGAGCCCAGGGCAGCUGGAAAACUCCGGCCUCUUCCUCCGAGCUUUCCUGCUCCUUUUCCUCUGCAGGCAUGUCUCUUCCCAGUGCAAGAUCCUACGCUGCAACUCGGAGUACGUGGCAGCGACGCUGCACCUGCGCGGCCCCAACCGUGACAGCGCGUUCUGCACCGCUCUGCGCUCCUACUCCCUGUGCACGCGCCGCACCGCCCGCACCUGCCGCGGGGACCUGGCCUUCCACUCUGCUGUGCAUGGCAUUGAGGACCUCAUGAUCCAGAACAACUGUUCCAAGGAAGGGCCCACAGCCCUGCCCCGGCCCCGGCCCCCCGCCCCGAACCCCCACGGCUUUGAGUCGCUCGACAUCUGUGAUUACGAGCGGAGUUUCCUCUACAAGCACGGCCGCCCUCCCGGUUUCCAGCACUGUGCUGCCUUUGGGGACCCCCACAUCCGCACCUUCCACGAUGACUUCCACACGUGCCGGGUGGAGGGCUCCUGGCCGCUCUUGGACAAUGACUACCUGUUUGUGCAAGCCACCAGUUCACCAGUGACCGAGGGAUCCAACGCUACAGUCACCAGCAAGCUGACCAUCAUAUUCAAGAACAUGAAGGAAUGCAUCGACCAGAAGGUUUACCAGGCUGAGCUGGACAACGUCCCAGCAGCCUUCCAGGAUGGCUCCGUGAACGGGGGCGCGCGUCCGGGUGGGAGCAGCCUGGCGAUCCGGGAGCGCAGCCCCGGCCGGCACGUGGAGAUCCGCGCCAGCUACAUCGGCACCACCAUCGCCGUGCGCCAGGCCGGCCGCCAGCUGUCCUUCUCCAUCCGUGCUGCCGAGGAGGUGGCCCGGUCCUUCACCGAGGAGCAGGACCUGCAGCUGUGCGUGGGCGGCUGCCCCCACAGCCAGCGGAUGUCGCGCAGCCCCCGCGGGCGUGGCCGUGUCCCUGCGGACACAGCCCGAGCGCUCUGCCGGGAGAUGCUGCCCGUGGAGGAUGUCUACUUCCAGUCGUGUGUCUUUGAUGUGGUGACCUCAGGGGACACCAACUUCACCAUGGCAGCCCACGGGGCGCUGGAGGAUGCCCGGCUCUUCCUGCCCAAUGCUGAGAAGCUUCACAUCUUCCAAGCUGGAGGGGGCUGCCCAGUCACCUCUCCAUCAUCUGUCCUCCUCCUCUUCCUCCUCCCCUGUGGACUUUGGACUGUUUUGUUGCACUUUUAACCCUUGCCUGCUCUGUAGGGAACCUGUGAGAGAGCUGCUGGCUCCAAGCUGCAGCCAGGAGGGAUUCAUCACCUUGAAGGAGGUGUCUCCACAGCCACAAGGAAUCAGAGACCCAGGAGAGGGGAGAGAUGAACCCCUGGUUUGCACCCUCUGGUCUCACAUGGAUGGUGCAGCUUCUCCAAGCUCCUCUCCUGAAGGCAGAUCCAUUUUUUCUGUUCCAUUCGGACAUGUUCUUUUCCCCUAAGGAUGUGACAUCGCAGUGCAUAAAAAAAAAAAUAAACCCACUGGGUUAGAAACCCCCUCUGUCCUUCAGAGCUAUUCCAUAACUCAUUUCUCACCUUUCUCCCAGUGUUAAUCCAGCAGAAUUCCACUCAGGAACCCUACAGAUCCAGAAAUAAUGGACUCAAAGCCCAAUUUUUAGCAGUAAAAAAAAGGGUUUUAAAUGGAUUUGGGACCCUUCACUCAGCUGUUCCCAAAGCAGAGCAAGGCCACAAAUUGCUUUGAAGAGCGUUGUGACCGAGGGAGACUUUAAGUAGAAAUCAGCCGGUUUUGUCCGUGUGCUCCUCUUCCAGGAUAUUUAUUUUCACAAGCAGAUCGCCAGCAGCGGGAGCUGUGGAGCUUGAGACCUCCUAUAGCCCAGGCCACUGUUGCUGUUUUUCCUUGUUUUCUUGGCACCUGUUGUGGACUCAAUUUAGCCUGGUCUGGACUUGGGACUGGUGUCAGGUUUCAGGGAGGACAAAACACCCCUUGGGAAUUCUCUCCCUUGGGCUCAGAUUCUCUGUCACUGCACAAAUACAACUCAGCUUUCACUUGGAAAACAGAAUUCCUGAUGGCAAAGAGCCAGCUGGGCACACAGAUGGGCAGGGUGUUGCGCUGUGGAAGGUGCAUAACUGCAGAGGGGAGGGCGAAUUUCACAUAUUUCUGAGAAUUUCAGUAAAGCAGAUGGAGUUCUACAGGAGAUAUCUUUUCCAUAGGGAAGACUUUCCUUUAUUUGGAAUAAAGUAUUAAAAACUUGA